UUGGAAUUCGGGGGUUGGUACAUUAAUUGUCAGCCUGGUCGCCGCCCGCGAAUGUCGCGAGAAAUCGCUAUGGUUAGGAACCUCGUCCCCAAUUCAAGACCUCCUUUAGGGUUUAUGCGAUUCAAACACCUAACAGUUGUCGUUACUGAUAGCUUAUUUGGGCACUGUGGUCACCUGAUUUGGACUUUAAGGGUCUUUUUUUUGGUGGAUUUGCGUCGUGUAAUAUGAUAUCUGUGGUGGCGGGAGGCGAAGCUGUUCCUCAUGGGUCAUAGCUCUAGGAAAAAGAAGAAGAGCGGGAGCGGUCGCAAGAACAGGGGCAAAGCUCCUUCCAAAGACCAUCACUCUCACCCCGGGGAGGACAACGAUUUGUUAUCCGAAGAGCUAACCGCUCUGGCUGCAAUUUUCCAGGAAGACAUAAAAGUUGUAUCUGAAGCAACACAUACUCAGCUCAUAAUAAAUCUCAGACCUUACUGGACUGAUAUUUGUGUUGAAGAACUUAGUCUUUCAGCCCUCCUUUUAGUAAGAUUUCUUCCUGGUUAUCCUCACAAGUGCCCCAAGUUACAAAUAGUGCCAGAGAAAGGUUUAUCAAAGAAAGAUGCUGAUCGCUUGCUCUCUUUGCUUGUUGAUCAAGCAAAUAUUAACUCUCGAGAAGGUCGAGUUAUGAUUUUUAAUCUUGUAGAGGCGGCACAGGAAUUUCUAUCCGAAAUUGCUCCCAUAGAACAAACAGUUGAAUCUGUUUCUUACUUGGGUUCGGUUGGAAAGGACCGGUCAAUUAAGGAUGAUUCAGUAGUUCUUGGUGGCUGUAGGUUAUAUCCUGAUGGUCCUUCCGUUUGUGGUUCAAUUGAUCUGUAUGGCGAUUUGUGCAGCGACGAAAUGUUGUGGGGUCGCCUUGGAACGAGAGUUGCUAAUGACAACUCUGGUAAACCUUCUGAAGGACAAGCUAGACCCUUCAUCAAAACCAGAACUAAAGAUUUUCACUCAGAUUAUCUGGUUCGACAGCAUUUGCAGCAGCCCGGAUUUUCCCCGGCGCCGUCUGAUCUUGAACUUUUGGAGCAAAAUGAGAACUCUGAUGAUUCGGAACCAGAUGACAAAUCGUUCAGUUCACAUUCUAGUACAGGGAAGCAGGAGUCUGAAUCUCAUUGCAGGAAGAAGGAUCUGCUUAUGGUGCAUUUACUUCAUCUUGCUUGCUCUCCUGAUAGAGCACUUUCUCAUGCUUUGCCAGUAAUAUCAUCAGAGUUGUACAACUUGGGGAUGAUUUCAGAAUGGGCUAAGGAUCUAUCUAAUGGAUCUCCAAUAACAUUUAGUAAAGUUUUUGCUCAUGCCUUUGAGCAUCACAUGAAUGUCUCGAGAAUCUCUGAAUUUUGGAAAUAUGCCAACAAUUUUACUGGAGAUAGCAGGUCAUCUCUUCUGAGUUCCCGCUAUUUGAAUGACUUCGAGGAAAUACAUUCUCUUGGUCGUGGAGGUUUUGGCCAUGUUGUACUGUGCAAAAACAAACUUGAUGGACGACAUUAUGCUGUUAAAAAGAUUCGACUCAAGGAUAGAAAUCCACAUGUGAAUGAGAAAAUUUUAAGGGAGGUUGCCACAUUGUCACUUUUGCAGCAUCAACAUGUUGUUCGGUACUAUCAGGCUUGGGUUGAAACUGACAUUGGUAGUUAUCAUGGAGAAACUACUUGUUGUUCAAGGACUGUGGAUAGUUUUAGUGGUAGUUAUCUUGAUGCAAGCUUCACCAGUGCAAGUGUCCCUGAUAACAGGCUUGAAUCAACAUACUUGUAUAUACAAAUGGAAUAUUGUCCUAGGACUUUGCGCCAGGAUUUCGAAACAUAUGUUACCUUUGACAAGGACUACGCCUGGCAUUUGUUUCGCCAAAUUGUGGAAGGCUUAGCUCAUAUACAUAGCCAGGGAAUCAUACAUCGUGACCUCACUCCUAGUAACAUAUUCUUUGAUGCUCGCAAUGAAAUUAAAAUUGGAGAUUUUGGCCUUGCUAAGUUUUUAAAUCUAGAGCAGCUGGAUCAUGAUCAAUAUUUUCCUAAUGAAACUAAUGGAGUUUCAAUGGAUGGAACUGGUCAAGUUGGCACAUAUUUCUAUACAGCUCCUGAGAUAGAACAGAGAUGGCCACAAAUAAAUGAGAAGGUUGACAUGUACAGCCUAGGAGUGGUAUUCUUUGAGCUGUGGCACCCCUUUGCAACUGUAAUGGAGAGACACAUUAUUCUUUCAGAUCUGAAGCUGAAUGGCGUUCUUCCUAAGCCCUGGGUUGCAAAAUUUCCAAAGCAAUCAGCUAUUCUUCAGCGUCUUAUGUCCCCAGGCCCAGCUGAUCGUCCAUCAGCUACUGAUCUUUUACAUCAUGACUUGCCUCCUAGAAUGGAAGAUGAGUGGCUAAAUG
Molecule: messenger RNA, 2380 nt
Organism: Dendrobium catenatum
Lineage: Eukaryota; Viridiplantae; Streptophyta; Magnoliopsida; Asparagales; Orchidaceae
Product: eIF-2-alpha kinase GCN2
Biological process (GO): protein phosphorylation; mitochondrial translation
Cellular component (GO): mitochondrion
Molecular function (GO): protein kinase activity; protein binding; ATP binding
Source: RefSeq, a predicted model, not a curated record